ACUCAGUCUUGGGCCACAGGUCGCCGCCGCCGGUCUCGAGCCCGGGUCAGCUGCCGGAGAGAGAGAGAGAGAGAGAGAGAGAGAGAGAGAGAGAGAGAGAGAGAGAGAGAGAGAGAGAGAGAGAGAGAGAGAGAGAGUCAACGCCAAGAUGCUGCCUUUGUACAAACCACUGCUUGCAAUUGCGCUGGUGACCCUUGCAAGUUGCAGCGAGAGUGAACCCACGACGCCUGCAACGAACGUCAAGAGUGUGAGCAAGAGGAACUUUGACUUUGGCUCCGGCGCCGGGCAUGGAUUUGGCCCUUGCACCGGCCUCACUCACGGGUACGGCCCGGUGCACUGCCAUGGAAUCCAGCAUGGCAUGGGCCUUGGGUAUGGCCUCGGUCAGGGGCUUAGCUAUGGUCUUGGUCACAGUUAUGGCUUGAAUACAGGGGUUAUGAGUCCGAGUUUGCCGCAUGGAUAUGGAAUGGGACAAGGGCAUGGCAUGACUCAUGGGUAUGGGUACGGCACAGGUCACGGCUAUGGUACAGGUCACGGCUUCCCAGGCCUUGGGUAUGGCACAGGUCACAGCUACCCAGGUCUUGGGUAUGGCACAGGUCACGGCUACCCAGGUCUUGGGUAUGGCACAGGUCACGGCUUCACAGGUCUUGGGUACGGCACAGGUCACGGCUUCCCAGGCCUUGGGUAUGGCACAGGUCACGGCUAUCACACAAGUCUCAGCUAUCCAGGUCUCGGGUACGGCACAGGUCACGGCUACCCAGGUCUCGGGUACGGCACAGGUCACGGCUACCCAGGUCUCGGGCACGGCACAGGUCACGGCUACCCAGGUCUCGGGCACGGCUUGCUGGCGGACGACGACAAGGACCACUUCACGGGCUACGCCUCCACGAACACCAUGGUCAUCACGGGCACCAGUUCGGACGAUGACUCGCACUUCGGCGCCGUGCCGGGUUAUGGAGGCUUUGGAGUCGGUCCUGGUAUCGGAGCCUCACUUGGUACCGGAUCGGGUAUCGGAGCGCUUCGAUAGGUAGCGGUUCAGGUAUCGGAGCUUCAAUUGGUACCGGUUCUGGCAUGGGCGCUUCACUUGGUAGCGGUCCUGGUAUCAGCGGUCUCCUUCAGACCAUCCCGGCGCACGGCUUCUACACCAACACAGGGUAUCAUCCCGGGAGUCUAUUUGGAGGCAGCUCUGGAUACGGCAGCGGUAUCGGUAUUAGCGGUGGAUACGGAGUUGGAAAGAAAUAGAUACAUAAAAAAAAAAACAUUGAACAUUAUAUAGCAUAUAAUAAAAAUGUAGGUUCCGGAAUCCUCUGUUUCAUUCAUUUCAAGUUGAAUACGAUUAAACAGCCUUUGUCAUUU
Penaeus monodon (black tiger shrimp) is the source of this 1353-nucleotide messenger RNA. RefSeq names its product putative glycine-rich cell wall structural protein 1. NCBI's taxonomy places the organism in Eukaryota, Metazoa, Arthropoda, Malacostraca, Decapoda, Penaeidae. The record is from RefSeq and is a predicted model, not a curated record. The transcript has 3 exons. Bases 149 to 1024 code for a protein of 291 amino acids.